AUGACGCCCAAAAAGCAAAAAGCGUCUAAACAAACAAAGUUGAAAAUUUUAUACCGUCGGCGGACCAACAUUUUUGGUUCUGCAAAAUUAAUAAAAACUUUUGACGACGAAUUCGAUCCCACUAAACUUGCCAAAGUUGUCAUUCGCAUUCAACGUCUUGAUGCUCUAUGGCGAGAAUUUGAGGAGACUCAAGAUGAAAUUGAGGUUCUUGAGGAUAAUGAAGAAGAUUUCGCUGAAGAGAGGCAAGACUUUCAAGCCAUCUAUUAUGAACUUAAAGCGUCAUUGCAAAGUAAAAUCCCUGUACAAACCGUACCACCCGUACCACCCCCCGCUCCGGCACAACCACUCUCGUCCGUUGUUCCCAUCUCGCCGAGCGUUCGUCUGCCGGAAAUAAAAUUGAAGGAGUUUUCUGGGAAUCUCGAUGAUUGGGUUUCUUUCCGCGAUCUAUACAUCUCGCUUAUUCACUCGAGUGUGCAACUUACGGCAGUGCAGAAAAUGCAUUACUUGCGAGCAGCGCUUUCUGGCGAAGCGGCUCGUGUUAUUUCCUCGCUCGAGAUUUCCGCCAACAAUUACCUUGUUGCAUGGAAUUUGUUGAAGGAACGUUUUGAAAACACCACCCUGCUGGUGAAACGGCAUGUUUCUGCCCUACUUAAAAUUCCUUCACUGAAAAAAGAGUCUGCACAGGGACUUGCAGAUCUCGCCGACGAAUUCGAUCGUCAUGUACAGCUGUUGAAUAAACUCGAAGAUUCUGAAAACCACUGGAACGCCUUUCUAGUAGAGCGAUUGAGUCAAUGUCUUGAUAGCGUUACACUCCGUGAGUGGGAGACACAUGUUUCCGCAGGCGAUAAAUACCCGAAUUACCGAGAAUUACUCGAGUUUAUCCACAGAAGAUCGCGAAUCGUACAAACUUUAAAGCUCUCCCAAUCGGCAAACACCCAGUUCGAGGUCAAGCAUCCCAAACCCCGAUCAGUUGUUGCCCAUGUCGCUUCCGACAACGUUACCCAGUGCGUCAACUGUAAGCACGCUCACUUCCUGUUCCAGUGUGACCAGUUUCGUUCACUCUCUCCACAACAACGGUCGAAGUCGUGA
Messenger RNA from Wyeomyia smithii (pitcher-plant mosquito), 1089 nucleotides. RefSeq lists its product as uncharacterized. Lineage: Eukaryota; Metazoa; Arthropoda; Insecta; Diptera; Culicidae. The transcript has a single exon. The record is from RefSeq and is a predicted model, not a curated record. The coding region runs from base 1 to 1089 and encodes 362 amino acids.